AUGUCAAGAGCGAGGGAGUUUGAAAAGGCGUGGGAGGACGAGAACCCGCGCAAAGCCUAUGCCUUAACGAAACAGUUCAGCGGCGAAGUGAAAAGAUGUCCUCCAGUCCUCAAAACUGCUAACGGAGUGGCCUAUCCCUACAAUAUGCUUGCUCUCUUCUACCGACAGCCUGCAGAACUGGCUGUCGGUAGACCAGAGCAAGCAUAUUGUAGGGUAGUUGUGAUCACUAAGCCACGCACAUCCAUCACCACACCACUGAGGUUAAGUGCCAUGGUUGAUCAAAAUAAUAACGGCACACUUUUUGGACAUCCCGAUCCGCCGCAGUUAGUUUUUCCAAGCAAAGAGAAUCGCCCGGAUAGUCCUAUUGUUGUGGAUGUUGUGGUUGGUCAAGAUAUCAUCCUGGAAUGCGUAUUUGUUCGAGCGAAAAUCGUUUGGACGAAGGUCGGAAAAUUGUCUUCUCGAAUAUCUCUAACUGACGACGAGGCUCGACUAAGACAAAUUUGGGGAAAUCUCAGAAUACGUCAGGUUUCUCAGGAUGACUCCGGGAUAUACUCUUGUCAUGGUGUCCCCCCAUUUCUAGAAACAUUUCCUAUUAACGAUGGCCACCCGCAAGUGUACUACUCCCUUGUCGUUCACGCGCCCACUAAUGUUCAUCUUGAAGUGAACCAAAAUGUGCGUGACAAAAGCUGGCAGCUCUCCUGUCUAGCAAAGAAUGUGAGAUACGAAAUCCCUAUGGUGUAUGUGAACGGGACUCCUCUGAUUGAUGCAAUCAGUGAAAUGGGCGUGGCGUCCACCACCAAUUUCUACAGUAAUCCUGUCAAUGCCACAAUAAAAAUUAUAGGCAACUACAGUGGAAGUGUGCAGUGCAUAUCUCGUCCAGCUAUGGAUGAAGCGGAGGUGUAUGGGGUAGGUUUGGAGCGAGGGCGAUCUCACAACAUGUAUGUUGUCAGUAGCCCAAGCAAAGACCACCUUAUUAAACAAGGUCCUGUUAAUGUAACGGCAGUUGUUGGCGAGGAUGUGGAAUUGAUAUGCUUAGUCAUGCAACGCGUCAGUUCAAAAUAUUGGUUGAAAGAUGGUUCCUAUGUACCUUUUGGUGCUGCGAGAACACAACGAGUUGGUUCGAAUAGUUUGAAGAUUUAUAAAGUGGAGAAGGAAGAUGAAGGAUGGUACACCUGUGUCGUAGUUGGAGAAGGAUCAGAAAAAAGCGAGCAACAAGCAUACCUCAGCGUCCAUUUUCAUGGUGAAAGGCCAGAAUUGGCUGCACCAGGAGAAUCACAUGUUACUAGAAAGAAGGAUGACGUUGUUACCAUGGAAGAUGUUCAAAGCUUUGUGAGUGGCUCACAUGUUCGUAUUCAGUGGUCUGUUAUUGGGAAAAUGGAAGCGCUUACUUCUAUUGUUGGAUUUAGGAUAGAGUCUCGAAAUGAUGCUAAUGAUUCUUGGACUGCUGCCGACAAUGUUGGUAGUCACGUGCGUGCAACCACGAUCACAGGUCUUGUCCCUAACAACAGAAUCAAACCAUCAAUCAAUCAGAAUCAGAGGAAAUCAUUCUUUACUUCAAAGGCAGUGUAUCUCGAAGUUGACGUGGUGCGGAAACCCCAAGGAAAACGUGGAGUUCGUGUUGUAGAUUACGGAAGCGAGCUUGGCCCCGAAGCAGCAUAUCAGGAUAUUGGCGAUGUUGGAAUCUCUGUGAUCUAUGGUCUCUGUGGUCUUCCUAUUCACCCCAACAUCGAAAAAUGGACAUGCGGCAAUAGAGGAAUUGGUGGAGUUGGUGUCCUCGUCAACACGAGUAUUGCAAAGAACAUCGACUCUUUCGCACAACUUACGACCCGUAUCAGACGUCUGCGGAUGAGAAGAUGUGGUCCAACACCAGCUUUGACUGUCUUCGUCGCUUACGCUCCAACAUCAAGCUAG
Messenger RNA from Necator americanus (New World hookworm), 1911 nucleotides. RefSeq lists its product as uncharacterized. The coding region runs from base 1 to 1911 and encodes 636 amino acids. Gene Ontology annotation, cellular component: plasma membrane; axon. Gene Ontology annotation, biological process: dendrite self-avoidance; axon guidance; homophilic cell-cell adhesion. The transcript has 13 exons. Lineage: Eukaryota; Metazoa; Nematoda; Chromadorea; Rhabditida; Ancylostomatidae. Gene Ontology annotation, molecular function: cell-cell adhesion mediator activity. The record is from RefSeq and is a predicted model, not a curated record.